CCAGAUGACUUGGGGUCACCGACGCCUUCAGGACACGUUCGGUGAGUGCGGUAUCCCUCGCAUCGGGUGGCAGAUCGACCCCUUCGGUCACAGCCGAGAACAGGCCUCACUCUUCGCUCAGAUGGCGUUCGACGCCGUCUUCUUUGCCCGCCUUGACUACGAGGAUAAGACUCAUAGAGUGGCUGAGAAGAGGAUGGAGUUGUUAUGGCAGGGAAGCGAUGACUUGGGAAAGGCUUCAGAUAUAUUCACUCACGCUAUGGAAAUGGGUUACGGUCCACCCUCGGGUUUCAAUUGGGAUUUGGCCAACGGUGGCGACGACCCAAUCAUCGACGACCCCGAGUCCGAAGACUAUAAUGUGGAUCAAUAUGUGGACAAAUUUAUCACUUAUGCCAAGAAGUACUCCAACUAUUACGCCACGAAUAACGUGUUGUUUCCAAUGGGAACAGACUUCAUGUACCAAGAUGCCAACUCGUGGUUCAAAAAUAUGGACAAAUUGAUCACAUAUGUGAACGCGAGGAAACAAAAGGGAUCCAAUGUUAAUGUCUUUUACUCGACGCCCACCUGUUAUCUUAAUGGUGUACAUAAAUCAAACCAUACCUUUACCACAAAGUCGGACGACUUUUUCCCCUAUAAUUCAUUUGUUCACUCCUAUUGGACCGGAUAUUUCACAAGUCGACCGGCGCUCAAACGCUACGAAAAAGUGGGCAAUAAUGCUCUUCAAGUGUGCAAACAAUUGGAUGUCUUGAGUCUCGGGAACGGCAAAAAUGAGGCAAAAGUAACGCCAUUGAGGGAAUGGAUGGGAGUUAUGCAACAUCACGACGCCGUCGCCGGUACUGAGAAACAACACGUUUCCGAUAAUUAUGCCCUAAAACUGUAUAAGACUAUAGAGAAGUGUCAAUCAGUAGUCGAUGAGUCCCUGAAUAUAUUGAUUGGCGAUAAAAAUUUGAAUCAAUUGUUUUGCAAUCAACUGAAUGUCAGCGCCUGUGCUGUCACUGAAGGCACCGAUAAUCUAGCGGUCACUCUAUAUAACCCGUUUGGACAUAAUGUCAAUCAUAUGGUGAGACUUCCCGUCACAUCCAAGGCAUACAAAGUGUUGGACCCGAAAGGAAAUGCUGUCAAAUCAGAUAUCGUUGCUAUUCCUGAAUCAGUUCUCAGUCUUAAGGAAAGAAAGAGUAAAGCAAAGGAUGAGUUGGUAUUUGAAGCUCAGGUCCCGGCACUCGGAUUCUCCACUUAUAUGUUAAAAGCAAACAGCGCUGAAAAUAUUGAAAAUGAAGCGAAAAUCACCAAAAUAUCGGACGCUUUUACUAUAAAAUCCAAAUCAUUAAACAUAAUGUUUGACAAAACCGGAGCUUUGAAUGCAAUUCAGUUAAAGAACGGAAAAGUUGUUGACUUUAAACAAAACUUUGAGUUUUAUAAAGCAAAGGACAAUAACGACUCUUUCCAUCAGCCAUCGGGCGCUUAUAUCUUUAGAUCAGAUGGAGAUUCCCCUCAAUUCUACAAUACAACUACACUUCAGGCGGAUUUGGUCGAGACAUCGGAUGUGAAAGAAGUUCGUCAAAGAGUCAGUGAUUAUGUCUCACAAGUGAUAAGGAUUUGGCCGAACAAUGAUAUGAUUGAGUUUGACUUUGUUGUCGGACCCAUUCCUGUGGACGACAAGAUCGGCAAAGAGAUUAUCUCCCGAUGGGAGACAAACCUCACCACAAAUGGACUCUUUUAUACCGACGCUAACGGACGACAACUUCUGGAGCGAAAGCGUGACUUUAGGCCCACUUGGAAACUGACUGUUACUGAAGAGAUCGCUGGAAACUACUAUCCCGUCAACAGUCGGAUCGCUAUUAGAGACGAGAAACAAGACAUUCAAAUGACUGUUUUGAAUGAUAGGUCACAGGGAGGCAGUAGUAUUAAAGACGGAACCGUUGAGCUUAUGGUUCACCGAAGAGAUCUCUAUGACGAUCACUUUGGUGUCGGGGAAGCACUCAAUGAACCGGGAGUUGACGGUAAAGGUCUUCAGGUUAGGGGAAAGUUUUGGGUUCUCUUCACAAGUAUAGCCGAAGCGGCGGAAGCGCACAGAGAGAUGGCGUAUGAUAUUCUUCUGGAGCCUUCACUCACUUUUGCCAAAAUUAGUGGAUCUGUUGAAGAAUAC
This is a messenger RNA of Medioppia subpectinata, 2143 nucleotides long. NCBI's taxonomy places the organism in Eukaryota, Metazoa, Arthropoda, Arachnida, Sarcoptiformes, Oppiidae. The record is from the annotation of a GenBank genome assembly.